AUGGAAGUUAUGGGUGUCAGAAUCGGCCCGGAAGCAAGGCACUAUGCUGAUAGGGCCAACAACAGGCGUGUUGAUCGAGCUGAGCAAGAAGCUACUGAAGUGUCUAAGGAACACAGAACUGCUGUAAGAAAUGCAAGAAUUCUUCAUAAUGAUGCUUACGAAGACCAGGAAGGAGUUGUGUAUGAAGCUGGAAUGGAUAUUGAAACUGACUCGGAAUCGUGGACUGAUGAUGAAAUGCAAGUUUGUGACAACGAAAGUGAUAGCGGAAGUGAUAUUAUUAUUCCUAAAAAGAGAUUACGGGCUAUUAGCGAGAGCAACGAUGAUGAACUAACCGAAGACUGCACCGAACAUGCCUCUGUUGAUGAAUUUUUGGAUUUGGAUACACGGUAUUCGAAUGAAAAGUAUUCUUUUACGGAGGUUCCUGGUCCACAACAUCCGCCUGAUUCUGAAGCAAAACCAAUUGAAUAUUUCUCCAUAUUCUUUUCGAUUUCCCUAAUCUCUACAAUGGUUACCGAAACAAACCGGUACGCUCAUCAGUUUUUGAGUACCAGCAAAACUUUGAAGCGUCUAUCACGUGAAAAAAAAUGGAAACCUGUUACCAUACUAGAAAUGAAAGCAUUUAUUGCUGUUUUGUUAGAAAUGGGUAUUACUAGACGUCCAACAAUGAUGUGUUAUUGGAAUAGAGGCUCAAGGCAAAUACCGUGGUUUGGAAGAAUGUUUCCUAGGGAUAGGUUUUUAUUGAUUAUAAAGUUUUUCCAUCUGGUUGACAAUACCACUUUGGCACCACCAGGACAUCCAGAUUACGAUCCAUGUGGAAAGUUUAACUUUCUUGUGGAUUAUGCCAAUAAGAUUUUCCAUGAAAAGUAUACACCGCACCAACAGUUGAGUAUCGAUGAAUCACUG
Molecule: messenger RNA, 903 nt
Organism: Cephus cinctus (wheat stem sawfly)
Lineage: Eukaryota; Metazoa; Arthropoda; Insecta; Hymenoptera; Cephidae
Product: piggyBac transposable element-derived protein 4-like
Exons: 2
Source: RefSeq, a predicted model, not a curated record